This is a messenger RNA of Lagopus muta (rock ptarmigan), 1400 nucleotides long. RefSeq lists its product as uncharacterized. Gene Ontology annotation, molecular function: structural constituent of cytoskeleton. Lineage: Eukaryota; Metazoa; Chordata; Aves; Galliformes; Phasianidae. Gene Ontology annotation, cellular component: intermediate filament. The record is from RefSeq and is a predicted model, not a curated record.
GCUGCUCCAAACCACCUCGCUGUCUGUAGGAUGUCACGUAGUGGCAUCUUAAUUUACCUGCUCCAGAAUACACCGUUGAGGAAGGUGCACCUCCAGUCCCAAGUCAUGUCCUGCUACACCCAGUGUGUGCCAUGCCGGCCCUGCGGCCCGACCCCUCUGGCCAGCAGCUGCAAUGAGCCCUGUGUCAGGCAGUGCCAGGACUCCACCAUUGCCAUUGAGCCCUCUCCCGUGGUGGUGACCCUGCCCGGACCCAUCCUCAGCUCCUUCCCACAGAACACCGUUGUGGGCUCCUCCACCUCCGCUGCUGUUGGCCGCAUCCUCAGCUCUGAGGGCGUGCCAUCACCUCGGGGGGCUUUGACUUGUCCGGCUUGGGCAGCCGCUCCUGUGGCAGAAGGUGCCCGCCCUGCUGAAGCUGCUGGUCCUGGAGAAAUUGUUCCAGAAAACAGGAACGUGGUUCUGGAUCAACAAGACAUCUUCAAGCCCCUGCGUUCAGAUUACCUGACCAUCCUCAGCUAUUCUAUGAACUGCUGUCAGGAAGAGGCAAUCCUGGGCUUUAUGUCAACUUGCCUCAUGUCUCAGCUGCCAUUCCUCAUUCCUACCUAUCUUUGUCUCCACUUUUUCUCUGAUUUGUUCUUUCCUAUGAUCCUGUGAGAUGUGAGUUUCCUCAGAACCAGUCCAUUCUCUGCUAGAAAAUAAGACACGUGCCUAGCAUGAACUCAAACAAACAUGGGAUCAUGGGAAUCCUGUACUGUGGAGCCUCUGCUCUGAGUGAUCUCAUUUUCCUAUUUAAAAAUUCAUUAAAGAUUUCUGCAUCUUAGUGUAAGUCUUUGAUAUUCUUUCUCAUCGUGUGUGGCCUCCAAAGAUGCCCAGAGAGAAUGGAUUUGCUCCUGGCAGGUAUAGGAUGAAUGUUUAUAGAGAUCCUUCUCCAUUCCCAAAAGAAUGCGAGGGUAUGAGAUACUGCAGAGGCUUGUCUCUUCAGCAUUGUCUCUUGUAGCUGAACAACACACACCUGGCAGUGCCAGAGGAGGCAACUAUUGGCCUCUGACUGUAGCGUUCAUGCAUACAGCUACCUGCACAAGAGAGAACACAGCCUCUGCAGUGCUCACAGGAAAAGCUGUGACUGUGUGGAAGGUCAUGGGAAUAAGCAACGCUGUAGGCUCGUAAGAACAGGGCUCUUCUGCUCUGAGAUGUACUGCACUGGGGAAGAAGCAGAGAGCACGAGAUGAAAUAGAACUGUGUGAAUGUCUUUCCGUUGUCAGACACAGCUUGCGUUGUCUGUAAUGCCAUCUCGUCCAACUCAAAAGUAACUCUGACCGACAUGGGCCUCAGUCAGUGGCUGCUAUGGGAGCAGAGCUCGUUUCUGUGUAGAGCUCAGGGCGGCGCACCCCGGUCAGGAUGGA